UCCUCCUCCUCCACGUCCUUUCGCCGCCGCGUCCUUCUUCGCCCUGUCUCGCCAUUUCGGCCGUGCCAUCUCGCGCACUGUUGCCUAUCAUCAGGCUCAGCUUAUCAAGGCAACUGAAAUUACCUCGAAAGGGCCAUGUCAAGUCAACCUGCGAGACUUUCUCUCCACUGGGGGACAGAUGACACCGUCGAGGACAUCAAUCGCUAUGUUAAUGGAGGCUUCCACCCCAUACGGCUAGGAGAUGUUCUCAGGUCAGAUGUAGCUAACUACCGCAUUCUUCACAAACUCGGAAGAGGGUCUUUUGCGACUGUUUGGCUUGCCGCCACUAUGGAAGAUGCCCAGUUAUCUUGCAGUUAUCAUUACAGGCCCAAAUUCGUUGCGCUGAAGAUAUGUGUCGCGGACGCCGACUCGCAGCACGAGCUCAACAUUCACAGCCGUCUACCACCUGCGCAAGAUCGCCACGUUCUACAACUUCUCGACGACUUCUCCGUCCACGGUCCAAACGGAGCACACGUUGUCCUCGUGCAUGAUGUCCUUGGUUCUCCCGCAGACCUGACGGACCUAGUACAAAACCAAGUUCGACAGCUAUGCAAGCAACUCGUGCAGGGUGUCGCCUUCCUUCACAGUCACGGCAUAACGCACGGAGAUAUACAUGCCGGGAAUAUUGGUGUUUGUCUGCCAACACUGGAUGGCCAUUCUGAAGAUGACAUCCUCGACUACUUUGGCCCGCCCGAGAUCUCACCCAUCCUUCCUCGCCAGCCUCUCCCUCGGCCCCUCGACACGCUUCCACCAUAUCUCACGCCACCCAUCGCUCUUGCUUACUAUCUCAAAGAGCGAAAUCCGUCAUUUGUGCUGUCUCCUCUUCAGAUUGAGAUUAUGGAUCUCGGCAAUGCUACAAUCGUUGACGAGCAUCCACGCCCGUCGUGCACACCCGCGACCGUCUGCGCACCCGAGAUCAUGUUCGAGCGGGUAACAACUAAGACCGAUCCUCCCGCCACGUUCGCGAGCGACAUCUGGUCUCUUGCAUGCACGCUGUACGAAAUCGCUUUCCAGGCACGUAUCUUUCAUUUCGCCUCACCUAGCAACACACUCCUCGUCGACAUGGCCAAGUUAUGCGGCGGGAUCCCUCCUGAGUGGGUUGUGUACUUUGACACCAGCGGGCUGCCAAAAGCCCUGGAUGGAACGAUAUCUAGGAGCGCGGCUGAUAAGGAAUGGAAACGAAAGGUGGAUCACUACGCGCGCAAAUGGACGGAGAAAGAUGACAUCGAUGGGUUCGUCGACUUUUUGAGGAUGAUGCUCAAGCUGGAUCCAGGCGCACGUCCCAGUGCUAUCGAAGUCUUGAACCAUUCUUGGUUUGUAAAUCGCUGAAGGGCUCGGUGAGACCGGGGAAGGGAUUGGAGCGCACCACGCUGUUGACUUAAAUGUCGCUUUAGGGUCACCGGUCAUCACGCGAGACUAGCGUCGCGCUGAUAUGGCAUUUCUUCCGUCAAUCCACCAGAUCUACCGCUGCGACUCGGCUGCGU
Molecule: messenger RNA, 1523 nt
Organism: Fomitopsis serialis
Lineage: Eukaryota; Fungi; Basidiomycota; Agaricomycetes; Polyporales; Fomitopsidaceae
Product: kinase-like domain-containing protein
Exons: 6
Coding region: 136-1368 (410 amino acids)
Biological process (GO): protein phosphorylation; spliceosomal complex assembly; regulation of mRNA processing
Molecular function (GO): protein kinase activity; ATP binding
Source: RefSeq, a predicted model, not a curated record